Anguilla rostrata (American eel) is the source of this 742-nucleotide messenger RNA. It is a transcript of the gene mia, whose product is annotated as MIA SH3 domain containing. The record is from RefSeq and is a predicted model, not a curated record. Gene Ontology annotation, biological process: extracellular matrix organization. Gene Ontology annotation, molecular function: protein binding. The transcript is spliced from 5 exons. Bases 1 to 360 code for a protein of 119 amino acids. NCBI's taxonomy places the organism in Eukaryota, Metazoa, Chordata, Actinopteri, Anguilliformes, Anguillidae.
AUGUGCAAGUUGCAAAUGAAGAGGAGGUAUGGAGGCAGACAGAUGCCCAAACUCUCUGACAAGAAGCUGUGUGCAGAUUCAGAAUGCAGCCAUCCAAUACUCAUUGCUCGUGCCCUAGAGGAUUUCUACCCCCAAGACUGUCGCUUCAUCCCCAUGCGCAAGGGUCAGGUCAUCUAUGUGUAUGCCAUGCUCAAGGACCGUGGUAAUCUCUUCUGGGCAGGCAGUGUUCAAGGUUCCUAUUAUGGCGAGCAGGAGGCGCGUCUUGGGCAUUUCCCGAGCAGCGUAGUAGAGGAAACCCAUGCGCUUAUGCCAGCCACAGAGGAGGUCAAAACUGAUAAAUGGGACUUUUACUGCAACUGAAUGCGAUUUUGGAAUCACCACAAGCUUCGAAGUUCACAGAUCUACGACUGAAUUCCUACGCAUUUAAAUGGACCAGUGAAGCCUAUGCAGUAGUGCAAGCGGUUUCUGACUAGCCAAGCUUGCGCUUUUACCGUGCCAACAUGUAAACGGAACGUAGACUGGGUAGUGACUGGGUGUGCAGUGUGUAUUUUGUAAAAAAUAAAAUAUCCAGUGUGAACACAUCAGACAAAACAACUUUAACCUUGGAUAUGAAAAUACCGUACCCUACGCACGGCUAGUAGGAAAUAUCUUUCCUCUGUAGCUAAUAGCAAGCGGACCACUUUAGCAACAUCAAUAUUAUUGCAUUUUGAAUGGAAUAAACGUAAACAAAGCUGCUCUGAAA